UAAGAUCAGUGUAAAUCUUCUAAGCUCAAAUGUAUAGGUUAAGGUUAAUUAUUAAGUAUCAAAAGACAAAACCAGCAUACAUAAAUAUGUUACUCUUUUAAUGGUUUUUUGCACGACACGUGUGAUCUUUUCAUUGUAUUUCUUGUUGCAAUUGAAGAGCAUGUAGAGAGGUCAUCAAGAAAAUCAGCGCGAUCAUAUUUACAGACAACUCAGCUAUGCGUCAUUAGUGUUGGUAUUGAUCUACCUUAUUCAUUGCCAUUUAUAGCCAGCUCAAACAUUGUAAGAAAAUUUAUUCAAGCAGGUUUUCUAAGCCAAACGAUUGGUUAAAAACAACAUAGGUAUAAUAUAUUACUCGUGUUCUUUAUACCCCUUGUAUAAAUCAAGUGUACCUCUAACAAGAAAAGUAGUAGAUCUUUUCGUGAAAGAAUAACGGUAAUAAAAUAUGUGGAAAAAAGUUACCACUGUAGCUAUAUGCUGUAUACUAGGAAUAAUUUGGAGAUUUACAGGGCGACCCAAGGGAUUGCCUCCAGGACCAACAUGUUAUCCCAUUAUUGGGAAUGUCGGACUCUUCAAACCAUCAGAAGCUGUAAAAGCCAACAGGAGACUCAGAAAGCAAUAUGGCGAUAUAUACACCAUAAUGUUCUUUCACAAACCGAUCAUUACAGUCCAUGGGUAUGAAAAUAUUCGAGAGCUAAUGGUUAAAAAUGUAGACAUGUUUUUAGACCGACCAAUAACUAUAAUAAAUGGAGUUUUCAACAAAGGGAAAGGUUUGAUGUGGUCAUCAGGUUCACUAUGGGAAGAGCAAAGAAAGUUUGCUUUGGCAACACUAAGUAAGAUGGGAUUUGGAAAACGCUGUUUACAGGGUCAAAUCAUGGAAGAAGUAGAUUGUCUUAUGGACGAAGUAGAAAAAUUUGAAAACCAACCAUUUGAUAUUCAUCACACUUUGAACACCGCCGUUUCUAAUGUUAUCUGUUCCCUGUUGUUUGGCAAGAGGUUUGACCACGAGGAUGCCAAAUUCAAGAAUUUGAUUAAACUGCUAGAUAAAAUGUUUGCUACUACCAAUCCAUCUUCGCCAGCAUUCGUUUUUCCAUUGCUUCGCUUUUUACCAGGGUCAGGUUUUCACAAUAUGGAGAAAAUAUUUGGAGAUAUAGAUGAAUUCACUGAAGAAAUAAUUAAAGAGCACAAGAAAAAAUUUGAGGAAAACCAAAUGAAUAAUUUUGUUGAUGGCUUUUUAACUAAGCAAACCCACGAUGGGAAUUCAACCUUUACAGACAAACAACUCAUAAUCAUUGUACGAGAAUUCUUCGGCGCAGGAACCGAAACCACUUCUACUACUUUACGAUGGGCGCUUUUAUUCUUGAUUCAUCAUCGAGAAUGGCAGAAAGAUCUCAGGGGAGAUGUAGAAACUUUGAUCGGCAAGAAUCAACCCACAAUGGAAAACAAAGAAAAUUUGCCAAGGAUUGAGGCCUUUAUUUUGGAAGUCCAACGCCAUGCAAACCUCGCACCGUUUGGUAUUCCACAUACUCCCAGAGAAGAUUUUAUUUAUAAUGGAUACCUUCUUCCAAAAGGAACAUGCAUUAAUUUUGCUUUAGAUUCUGUUAUGAUGGAUUCAGAAAUAUUUCCAGAUCCUUUCGUAUUUAAACCAGAACGAUUUUUGGACGAAAACGGAAAAUGCCAGGGGGAGCAAAAAGAUAAGCUUAUACCUUUUUCAAUAGGGAAAAGAUCAUGUUUAGGGGAAUCCCUGGCCAAAAUGGAACUCUUUCUUUUCCUGACCAGAUUUUUACAGAGGUUUGAGAUAAAACCAGAGAACCCAGAACGAUUACCUACGCUUGAACCAAUAUUGGGAUUAACCAAUAUGCCAAAAGAUUUUAAAAUUGAUUUUGUUAAACGAUAGUAUUUUAUAAAAAGUGAAUCCUGUUAUUUUAUUUUUUUAAAUUGUAUUUGAUUAAUAUUUUCUUAUCGGUUUUUAUUAAAAUCACAUAUCUUUA
This is a messenger RNA of Magallana angulata, 1988 nucleotides long. RefSeq names its product cytochrome P450 2C3-like. The transcript has 5 exons. Gene Ontology annotation, biological process: xenobiotic metabolic process. Gene Ontology annotation, cellular component: cytoplasm; intracellular membrane-bounded organelle. Lineage: Eukaryota; Metazoa; Mollusca; Bivalvia; Ostreida; Ostreidae. The record is from RefSeq and is a predicted model, not a curated record. Gene Ontology annotation, molecular function: iron ion binding; oxidoreductase activity, acting on paired donors, with incorporation or reduction of molecular oxygen, reduced flavin or flavoprotein as one donor, and incorporation of one atom of oxygen; heme binding. The coding region runs from base 443 to 1894 and encodes 483 amino acids.